AUGGCUUGGACAGAAAAACACAAUUUCACAGUGCUGGAAGAAUUCAUUCUCUUGGGAAUCACAGACCGCCCUGAACUACAGGCUCCCUUCUUUGGGCUCUUCCUGAUCAUCUACAUGAUUUCACUGGUGGGAAACCUGGGCAUGAUUAUCCUCACCAACAUAGACUCAAAGCUGCACACACCCAUGUAUUUCUUCCUCAGACAUCUGGCAUUCAUCGAUCUUGGCUAUUCAACAGCAGUGGGACCCAAAACGUUAAUGAAUUUUAUAGCUAACCAGAAUAGAAUCCCCUAUAAUUGGUGUGCAAUUCAGCUGGCUUGCUUCAUCUUCUUUAUUAUUAGUGAACUCUUUGUUCUGUCAGCAAUGGCCUAUGACCGCUAUGUGGCCAUCUGCAACCCUUUGCUCUACACAGUUGUCAUGUCAAAAAAAGUAUGUUGGUUGCUGGUAUCAGUCCCCUAUCUCUAUAGUGCUUUUCUUUCUUUGAUAACCACCAUAAAAAUUUUUAUUUCAUCUUUCUGUGGUCAUAAUGUCAUCAGUCAUUUCUACUGUGACAGUCUUCCCUUAUUAACUUUGGUGUGCUCAGGGACACAUGAUGUGGAAAUGAUAAUACUGAUCUUUUCAGCGUUUAAUUUGGUUUCAUCUCUUCUGAUAGUCCUUGUAUCCUACGUACUGAUCCUUAUGGCCAUCCUCAGGAUGAAGUCAGCAGAAGGCAGGCGCAAAGCCUUCUCCACCUGUGGGUCUCAUCUGACGGCCGUGGUCAUUUUAUAUGCUACUCUCUUCUUUAUGUAUGUGCAACCCAAAUCCAGUCAUUCCUUUGAAAAUGAUAAAAUGGCCUCUGUAUUUUAUACAUUGAUCAUACCCAUGCUGAAUCCCUUGAUCUAUAGCUUGAGGAAUAAAGAAGUAAAGGGUGCCCUGAACAGAAUAUGGAAAGCAAUGUGCAAACUUCCUAUGUAA
This is a messenger RNA of Suncus etruscus (white-toothed pygmy shrew), 951 nucleotides long. Its product is annotated as olfactory receptor 8K3-like. Lineage: Eukaryota; Metazoa; Chordata; Mammalia; Eulipotyphla; Soricidae. Gene Ontology annotation, cellular component: membrane. Gene Ontology annotation, biological process: G protein-coupled receptor signaling pathway; sensory perception of smell. The transcript has a single exon. Gene Ontology annotation, molecular function: G protein-coupled receptor activity; odorant binding; olfactory receptor activity. The record is from RefSeq and is a predicted model, not a curated record. The coding region runs from base 1 to 951 and encodes 316 amino acids.